AUGGCCACAAGACGCCCUCCCUCAUCUCGCUCAACAAAACCCCCACCGCAGCCAAUUCAGAGAUCGCGUUCAGCAUUGGCGAAACCCGCGUCGCGGCCUUCACCCCCGGAUGAUGGUUUGGAAGCUUCAGGUUCAAGAUUGGGCCAACGGAACGAGGAUUCAGAAACCAAUAUUCAAGUUGUCGUGCGAUGCAGGCGUCGAUCAGAGCGCGAGGUCCAGGAUAACUCCCCCAUAAUCGUGAGCUCGUCCGGAGCAAAGAGCAAAGACGUGUCCAUCGAGACGUCCGCACCAAUAUCAAGUCUAGGGGUUGUCACCCUUCCACCGCUGCGAACGUAUCCGUUCGAUGUUGUCUUCGGACCAGAAGCAGAUCAAGCUCUGAUAUAUCAUGAAGUCGUCAGCCCCAUGCUCGAAGAGGUUUUGAUGGGCUACAAUUGUACUCUAUUCGCUUAUGGUCAAACGGGGACAGGAAAGACAUAUACCAUGCAAGGCGACCUAACACCUACACCCAUGGGCAACCCAUCUGCGCACGCAGGCAUGAUACCUCGCGUGUUGUUUCGACUGUUCCAUCAACUCGAAACAUCAACCGCUGACUACAGCGUCAAGAUAUCCUACAUAGAACUGUAUAACGAAGAACUCCGAGACCUACUUGCCAACGAACCACCACCCUCCGCAGGAUCGUCCCAGACCAUGGGAGUAGCCUCGAACUCGAAGACUCCCAACGAUAUUGGCCUUAAAAUAUUCGAUGAUGCGUCCAAGCGCGGAGUAGUCAUACAGGGCUUAGAGGAGAUCAGCGUCAAAGACUCCAAAGAUGCCCUAGCUCUUCUUACCAAAGGCAGUCAGCGUCGCCAAAUUGCUGCCACCAAAUUCAACGACCACUCAUCCCGUUCACACUCGGUGUUCUCUGUCACAGUGCAUAUAAAAGAAACUUCCAGCAUGGGCGACGAUCUUCUCAAAGUUGGGAAGCUUAACUUGGUGGACUUGGCUGGAUCGGAGAAUAUUGGUCGUUCCGGCGCUGAGAAUAAACGGGCAAGAGAAGCGGGAAUGAUUAAUCAGAGCUUGCUGACCCUCGGUCGCGUCAUAAAUGCGCUUGUUGACCGUUCAUCUCAUGUGCCUUACCGCGAAUCGAAGCUUACGCGACUUCUACAAGAUUCAUUAGGUGGUAGAACGAAGACCUGCAUCAUCGCUACAAUCUCACCAGCCCGUUCCAACAUGGAAGAAACACUUUCUACAUUGGAUUAUGCUUUGCGCGCCAAAUCCAUCCGCAAUAAACCAGAAGUCAACCAAAGGAUGACUCGCAACUCACUCUUGAAAGAAUAUGUUGCGGAAAUAGAGCGACUCAAAGCAGACCUCCUGGCCGCCCGAGAGAAGAACGGCAUCUUCUUUAGCGAAGAAACCUGGGAAGAGAUGUCGAAGGAGCAGGAGAUGACUCGGACGGAGCGAGAAGAAGCGUUGAAGCAGGUAGAGGUCGUGGAAGCGCAACUACGAGCAGUCAGGGAGGAGUUUGAGCAAAGCAUCGCCUUAUUAAUGCGACGAGAUGAGGAGCUCAAGAAGACCCGGGCGAAGCUGCAUGGUACUGAGCAAGUACUACAGGUGAAAGAAGGGGAGCUCAAGGUCGUGAAAGUGGCACUGGAGGAGGAAGUUGUCGUCAGAGAAGCUUUUCAAGCCACCGAAGGUACUCUUGAUCAAGUUGCCCAUGGCCUGAAAGAUGUCGUUCAGCAAACUGUUUCUGACGUUGGAGGGUUGUUUGACAAAUUGGACCGCAAGACCAGCGUACUCAAGUCCAACACCAAGGCCGUCACUAGUCACGGACAAUUGAUAGCAUCGGCAUCCAAUGCAUUAUCCGACCAGCUGAAGAACUUUAUAUCAUCGUCGACUCAACGUAUCUCCCAACUUCAGACUGACGCAGGGCAACUAGAAAACCGUGAACUCGAACUUCUGUCCUCUUAUUCCGCUCGGAUCGAUAAACAACUCGGUCAGCUCCACAACGUUCUCGCCAGCAUUCGAGCCAAGGAUUCCGCCGAAGGGGAUGUUAUCCGCAACAUCCAGCACUCCCUGACACAUGCUAACGAGACUUUCAAAACGCAUAUAGACGGAGCGACGGAAGAAUUCCAUAGGAACUGCGAAGAUAUUUGCGGUGAAGUCCAAGCGAAGGGCAUAGCUUGUUUUUCCCAGCUGGAAAUGACGGUCCAAACUCUUGGUACUCUCUUCGACACUGUGGUACAUGAAGCACAAGAAUACGUUUCCGCGGAACGUACCAAUCUGUCCGAGCUCACUGAUCUCACGAACCAAACGAUCAAGGCCGAGUGUUCUCGUCUCCAGACACAAAACGCAAUGCUUGGGCAGAUGCUCAAGAAAGAGCAAGCCCAGACGCAGCAAGCGAAAGAAGAGCUCGUUCAACUUUUCUCCUCAAUGUUAUCCGACUUCAUAUCGAAGCGACAAACUAUUACGCAAUCAAUCGUGUCGAAAGCAAUUGAGGGGAAUGGGGUGACAAGCGAAGCAAUGGAGGCAUUUGGUACUGGAACACACGCCGUCAUUACUUCGAUGGACCGCAGAGGGAAUUCACUUGGCGGGAGUCUACGUUCGUUGGCAGCUGAAGGUCAACAAGUACGGAGCGGAACAUUGAAGGCAAGGCGAAUGCUCGGAAGGUAUGUUGUACCAACUUUGAUCGUUUUCCUCUUAUUAAUGUACUUCUCAGGCUUCGAGCAAUACUCCCGCGUAAAGAGGGCUAGACUCGACAGCACUGCCGCCAUGGGUACCGAAGUGCAGUCAACGUUCAAAACAUUACAAAGCGGACUUGCUUCUACUUCGAGGGGUCUUGGAAGUAUGCUCGGCCAAAUGUCCACUAAUCUCUCGGUCCUUGACGACAGUGUCCUCGCGUUCCACAGUGCAGCGGCUUCACAGUUCUCUUCGCAACAGAAGGCCAUCGUCGCUCUAAUCCAAGAAGGUAGUCGCGAGGAUACACCCACUGGAAGCACUCCAAGAAAACGCAAAUGGGUGUACGAUGACAGCUGGGAUCUGACGAAGAGCCGCUCAGAGAUUCUAUCCUCGUGGCGAAAGCAUGCGACUCCCGAGGCAUCCAGCGACACCUUCGUCGCGCGACAUUUGCCUAUUCCAGAGGAUGCCGACGAACCACUAGACGACGAGAUUGAAAACUCAGAACCAACCGUUAGGCUAACUGAUUUCGGUGUACCUGACCCGGAGGGUACACCCGGGCCAUCUUCUGCGAUACCUUCGCUCUCAUCAUCUGUGUCAUCAUUGCCUUCCAGCAGCACUUCCAGCCCCCCUGAACCGUUGCCCCUAAUUCGCGACAAGGCAAUCGCAGCACCCAAACAGAAUGUACCCCCAACUGGUACAUUGAUCACUUCAAGAACAUCAAAUAUAGCUACUAGAUCAAGAAGACGGCGAUAA
Molecule: messenger RNA, 3408 nt
Organism: Pleurotus ostreatus (oyster mushroom)
Lineage: Eukaryota; Fungi; Basidiomycota; Agaricomycetes; Agaricales; Pleurotaceae
Gene: CIN8
Product: kinesin motor protein cin8
Exons: 6
Coding region: 1-3408 (1135 amino acids)
Biological process (GO): mitotic spindle assembly; microtubule-based movement
Cellular component (GO): spindle microtubule; nucleus
Molecular function (GO): ATP binding; microtubule binding; plus-end-directed microtubule motor activity
Source: RefSeq, a predicted model, not a curated record